GGCUACGAGGUUAGAAGUGACGGGAAAAACGAACAGUCGAAUGCUCGCGUGCCGGCAGAAACAAGGCGCUAUCGGCACGUCAGCCGACGUGUGAAGUCUCUUGACUGCUGCCCUGGCGGGAGAGGCCGAUGGAGCUGGCGGGCGGGGAAAUGAAUGAAUGGACGGCCGGCCAGCAGAAAGAGUGGCGGCUCGCAGCGGCAAGACGGGCUCUCUGGAAGUCCGGUGGUAGUGGUGCUGGUGAUGAAAGGGUUUGCGGGUAAGAUGGUCAAAAUGCUCGCUCAGCACACACGAGCGGCCAGGGACCACCGACAAAGACGGGCGGCAGCGCGCGGCGGAGCGAGGGCCAAAACGGCUUUGGGGGCAGAGGAGCGGAGGGAUGCGAUGGUCCUGCAGCCUUAUGGAGGUAUGGUGUUUCCAUCCACAACAAGCAGCAAUUGAGCAAGCCUUAGGCUCUUCCCCGGUCGAGAUGGCUAGCACAUUGUUCGCUAGCCCCUUUGGG
Aplosporella prunicola CBS 121167 is the source of this 499-nucleotide messenger RNA. RefSeq lists its product as uncharacterized. Lineage: Eukaryota; Fungi; Ascomycota; Dothideomycetes; Botryosphaeriales; Aplosporellaceae. The transcript has a single exon. The coding region runs from base 154 to 438 and encodes 94 amino acids. The record is from RefSeq and is a predicted model, not a curated record.